Ixodes scapularis (black-legged tick) is the source of this 675-nucleotide messenger RNA. RefSeq lists its product as uncharacterized. The record is from RefSeq and is a predicted model, not a curated record. The transcript is spliced from 2 exons. The coding region runs from base 2 to 661 and encodes 219 amino acids. NCBI's taxonomy places the organism in Eukaryota, Metazoa, Arthropoda, Arachnida, Ixodida, Ixodidae.
GAUGCAGUCUUCUAAUCCGUUCUGCUUCAUUGUACAGAUCCUGCUUUGCCUGUGUUCAGCGCCUGUCUGGGCAUCGCCGUUUUCUCAAGUCAUCGUCACAACAACGCUGGCCACGGAAGGAUUUCCAGUUUUUCAAGAUAAAUCCGACGCACGUUUUGGCGUACUCGCGUACUGGCCGCAGUAUGCCUUUACCCGGCGCAAGGAAGCUACCCCAUCGACAUCGACACUAAUCAACGAGGCUUCAAAACCGUGGAACGUCGCCAGUUCUGUCAGUGGGCAUGGAAACAGCCUGAGGAUGCAGUCUUCUAAUCCGUUCUGCUUCAUUGUACAGAUCCUGCUUUGCCUGUGUUCAGCGCCUGUCUGGGCAUCGCCGUUUUCUCAAGUCAUCGUCACAACAACGCUGGCCACGGAAGGAUUUCCAGUUUUUCAAGAUAAAUCCGACGCACGUUUUGGCGUACUCGCGUACUGGCCGCAGUAUGCCUUUACCCGGCGCAAGGAAGCUACCCCAUCGACAUCGACACUAAUCAACGAGGCUUCAAAACCGUGGAACGUCGCCAGUUCUGUCAGUGGGCAUGGAAACAGCCUGAGGAUGCAGUCUUCUAAUCCGUUCUGCUUCAUUGUACAGGACUGGUGGCGGCUCCGUGGCUGCCAUUCAAGGUAGACAAAGGUCCCCCA